GCUGUCCAACCCACAGAGGCUUGAAUGAGGAAGUGGCUACACACUGAUACGUGUGGCGAAUAGGACAGCGGUGAAAAAGAAGAGCGCCGGCAGCCAUGAAGUUUCGACUGCACUUUGUGGUAGACCCCAUGGGCUGGCUGUGUAUCAGUGUGGUGUUUGGGAUCUGGCUCUACAACACUUUCUUUAUUCCCAAACUGGUUCUACUUCCGCACUACAAUGAGGGACACAUCCCCUGGGCGAUUGUUGUUUGUUAUUACAUCGCAUCAGCACUGUGCAUAGCGGCCCUAAUCAGAGCUUCCACAGCAGAUCCUGGCCGUCUUCCUGUGGACCCCCACAUACCUCACUCUGAGCGAGAGCACUGGGAGUUGUGCAGUAAGUGCAACUUAAUGAGACCUAAGAGGUCGCACCACUGCAGUCGUUGUGGCCAUUGUGUACGCAGAAUGGACCACCACUGUCCUUGGAUCAAUAACUGUGUGGGAGAAGACAACCACUGGCUCUUCCUGCAGCUCUGUUUCUACGCUCAGGUCCUCAGUUUGUUUACCCUGGUGCUGGACUUCUGCCAGUACUAUUACUUCCAGCCGCUGACAGGACUAGACCAGGAGAAGUUUACAACACGCCAUGAACUGGCUCUCCUGAGAGUCUCAACGCUCAUGGGUUUGGUCAUGUUUGGCGGCAUGACUAGCUUGUUUUACACUCAGAUGACGGGCAUCCUCUCUGACACUACCACCAUUGAGAAAAUGGCUCCCUUCUCCAAUGAAAUAUAUGGCUCAAAGAGGUCCUGGCAGUGGGCACUAGCUGAAGUUUGCGGCACUCGCUGGAAACUACUGUGGCUCAACCCGCUCCGAAGCAGGCAGCCGCUCCAAGCCACCCACCACUUCCGCACCCACGUGUAGGCCAGUAGCACUACAAUACCCCCUACCUGCACAGAUAGUAGGGGCUGCCAUGCUAAGAAUCCAUCUGCUCGCCUUCACCGUCCUCUUUUGUGCUAUGGGAGCUGGGCAGCAGUCUUGGUUGGUCAGUGGAUACUUGAAGCUUUUUUUCUUUUUCUUUUUCUUUACAAUGCCUGGACUGGCAGUGAACAGGGUCAAGAAACACCUAAGGGAGUGACGGGAAACACUUCUUUUGCUCACUGUCACUGCUACUUUCAGCAAUUGGUGACAACUUUUAAUGGCUACUUGCAUCAUAAGGGUGGAAGUCUUCACCUGAAAGAAGCUGGCGAAAGGGACCCCUCUCAGGUUACUUUAAUAAAGAGCCUUUACUACUGACCUUUUAAUCAACUACAGACAGAACUAGGGUAACUCCAGUGUGUAUAUUAGAAAGGCAUUUUUUUGUAUAAAGGGUGUGCCUUGUUUAUUUUAACUACGUCCUUUUUAUUUGUCAUGCAUGAGCAGUGUUUUUGUUUUAUAUUUUAUGGUUGGUGAUCUUCUAGUAUGGAAAUUCCUUGUGAAUAGCGAAGGGAUCUGGCAUCCACUGCAAUCCUUUAAUUCGUGAUCGUUUGAUAAUUCAUGAAUGUUUUCUUGCAUUGUUCCAUGAACGUUUUAUCUAUGAAGUGAUAAGUGAUACUUUUAUGACAAAUGACCAGCCUGGUAUAAAGAUGUGUAAUAGCGAGACGACAGUUAACACUUCACUAUGCCAUGGUAAGAGUCCAAAGUUAGAAACAAGUUUAUACUAUAAAUCUUAGGCUGUAUAUGUCGUAGAGACUCAAACCUGCUGUAUAAUCAAGUUGUUUCUCUGAGUAUAACAAAACAUUCCACAAUCAAUUAAUAUCAUGACCUGAUUAUAACCUGUUGUGAAAUCUUUAUUGAAGGUGCUUGAGUGUCACAUGCUAUCCUCAAAGACAACUUAAAUCACUGUUCAUCUUAAAAGAAUAGUUUGACAUUACAGUACACUUUUUCCUCGCUUUCUUGCCGAGAAUGAGAUGAGAAGAACAAUGACACUCUCGUAUCUGUGCGCUAAAUAUGAAGUUACAGCCAGCAGGUGGUUAGCUUAGCUUAGCAUAAAUACGUAAAACCCCUGUAAAUCCACAACGUGUCUUUUUAUACUUUUAGACAGAUCCAGGAUUGCUACCGCCUCCUGGUUCCUGUCUUUAUGCUAAGCUAAGCUAACUGCCUGCUGACUGUAGCUUUAUAUUUACCAUACAAAUGUGAAAGCAGUAUUGAGCCUCUCAUCUAACUCUUUGGCAAGAAAUACAAUAAGUGUAUUGCCCAAAUAUCAAACUGUUCCUUUAAAUCAAUCUGUUUAUCUUAAGUCUGCUCUAUCAACCAUCGCACUUAACAAUGCAUGACUUUUGAACACAUCUUUCAUGUUUGUACUCCUGACAAUAUAAUUUGGGAUUUAUGCUAUCAGUUUAGUGCUGCAGCUGUUAUAAUGAGGUGGUGAAUGUGUCUAAACAAGUGGCUUUAUGAAUGCAUAUCUUUAUACAAAAACUAGCAGAUUAGUCUAUGCGUGGUGACAUACAGCUAGAUAACACCUGCUAUAACACUGACAAUUUAUUUAUAACCCUAUGGUACUGUUGAGAGAUUUUAUUGAAUACUUUAAUGGGAUACUUAAGGAGAAGAUGAUUCAGUGCAUAAUAAUGCUAACAUAGCGGCGUUGUCGUUGUCUAAAAUACUUGGCAAUCCCAUAGCUAAACUUGUACAUAAAAAAAAGCUUGCCAUUUGUGGGAAAUAUUACAAUAUCCAAGUAGUUUUAAGUGCCUUUCUAGGUCUUCUUUUGACUCUCAUGGUACAUCAUCAUCACAUUAGUUUCCAUAAAAGCCAAAGACCUGGGGAAAUGUUGCAAUAGAUGGCAAGCAUUCAGUAAAUGCAUGUUUCACCAAAUUUCUGAAGGUAGCGGUUCAAUAUUAUGCACUGAUUUUCACAUUAGCACACAGUCUCUUUUAAUGCAUCAAUGGUACUCUUGAAAGAAAGUCUUAAUGUGACAUUUUUUGUGAUGCGAAUCCUUUGUUUUAUGUUUAAUCCGAUUGAUCACAUUUGCACGGGUGUGUGUUGGUAAUUUUGCUCAGUGGUUUUUAUAACUCAGAUUCAGGUUCUUGGAUGUUUGUGUGAAUUAUUUUUUAUACAUUUUUUAUUUUUUGGGCGGUGGUAUAGUGGGUUGGCAAAUGUGUGUGAUUUCAUUUUUUUGAAAGCAAUAAGCAUUGUGUAUCCGUAAAUCUUUAUUGUUACAACAGUAGUGAAAAUCUGAAAUGUAUUGUGAAGUAUAUAAACUGGGUGGGUGAGUUUCACUCAUUACUCACAAACCAGUGAUUACCUGAUUUUAACAUUUGUCAAUACUUCAGUAACCUCAGCCAAGAUUAACACUACUGUAGCUGCUGUGUAUUGUUUUACACUUUAUUUUCAUGAUUACAUGUCAGCCUCAACAACUCAUGUUAUUAGGAACAGGAUAACAGAAAGGCUUGGUUCAUUUGAUUUGAAUUGAGAUCUGCAGUAGACUGGAGGUGUGAGUAUUUCAGGCCCUGCUCACUCACUUGCCUUCACAGCCGUUAUCUGGUGGCCCCAGAGCUCUCAUUUUGGGUCUGUUCAGUUUUGUUCACAUUGCAUUUGCUGAUUUUGGAAUGUGUUUUCAAGCUUUACUUUGUUUAAUUCAGACCUCAAACACUAGAACAGUGACGUUUUGUAAUAUAAAUCAAUACACCAUAUAUAUAUUGGUGAAAAAGCCUAUGAUUGUCAAUCAGUAGUGUUAGAAAACUGGAUUAAUUGUGAUUAUAUAAAAUAUCAUAUAGGUAUCAUCUUCUAAUAAAUUAGAUUCUGGAUUUGA
This is a messenger RNA of Micropterus salmoides (largemouth bass), 3756 nucleotides long. RefSeq names its product zinc finger DHHC-type palmitoyltransferase 21 (gene zdhhc21). Gene Ontology annotation, biological process: protein targeting to membrane; peptidyl-L-cysteine S-palmitoylation. The transcript has 8 exons. The record is from RefSeq and is a predicted model, not a curated record. Gene Ontology annotation, molecular function: protein-cysteine S-palmitoyltransferase activity. NCBI's taxonomy places the organism in Eukaryota, Metazoa, Chordata, Actinopteri, Centrarchiformes, Centrarchidae. The coding region runs from base 96 to 893 and encodes 265 amino acids. Gene Ontology annotation, cellular component: Golgi apparatus; endoplasmic reticulum.